Messenger RNA from Aspergillus fijiensis CBS 313.89, 356 nucleotides. RefSeq lists its product as uncharacterized. The record is from RefSeq and is a predicted model, not a curated record. The annotation marks the transcript as partial. The transcript has 2 exons. NCBI's taxonomy places the organism in Eukaryota, Fungi, Ascomycota, Eurotiomycetes, Eurotiales, Aspergillaceae.
CCCGGCAUCGCUCUUGAUCCUAACAACCAUCAUCCCCGUCCCCUCGACCCAAACACCACCACCACCACCCAAACCACCCCGCGCGUACUUCCGCGGCUAGAGUUCCACAGCCCCAACCGCAGCCACAGCCACGGUUACCCUCAUCCAACCAGAAGGACUUCACGUGAGUUAAGUUUUGAACCCAUGGCUUGGGAUCUAUCGGUCGAUGAUCUUUCGGAUGAGUCGAGCUUUUAUGGCGAUGAUGACGACGACGACGAAGAGGUCAAGCGGUUAGAACAUCUGGUUACGAGUUACGAUAUCGGCUACUACUGGAACAGGAUCCAUCCGCAUUCGCUGAACAAUAUUCGCCGGAAGGC